GUUUGGCAACCCUAGGCGUCCAAUAUCCAAGCAGCCAACGCAGCAAACAGCAGCUCCAGGUACACAGAGACGAAACCAGCUGAUCAGUCUGCGUAUGUGAAAAUCGUGUGAAAAUGCCUUUGGCAAAAGACUUUCUCCACCCCUCGCUGGACUUCGAGAGGAAGCAGCACAAGAAGAAGAGACUUGUACAGUGCCCUAACUCUUACUUCAUGGAUGUGAAAUGUCCAGGAUGCUACAAGAUCACAACUGUGUUCAGCCAUGCACAGACAGUGGUGUUGUGCGUGGGAUGCUCCACUGUGCUCUGCCAGCCCACUGGAGGAAAAGCCAGAUUGACAGAAGGUUGCUCCUUCAGAAGAAAGCAACACUGAACACAAUGAGGAUGCUAUGGAAAUGGGUUGAAUGAUCAUACUGAGUGUGUUCACACUGAUCAAUGCCUUAACUAUUCAUUGAUUGCAAUGAAUGAACUCUUGAAAUGUAAUUAUGUUUGAGUGGUACAUGGCACGUUCUUUCUACCAUGUUAUCAGUCUCCCUUUUCUCAAUAAAGCCACUAAUAUCAUUUCCUUCA
Messenger RNA from Engraulis encrasicolus (European anchovy), 565 nucleotides. RefSeq names its product ribosomal protein S27 like (gene rps27l). The record is from RefSeq and is a predicted model, not a curated record. Gene Ontology annotation, cellular component: ribosome; cytosolic small ribosomal subunit. Gene Ontology annotation, biological process: ribosomal small subunit assembly; translation. Gene Ontology annotation, molecular function: structural constituent of ribosome; RNA binding. Bases 114 to 368 code for a protein of 84 amino acids. NCBI's taxonomy places the organism in Eukaryota, Metazoa, Chordata, Actinopteri, Clupeiformes, Engraulidae. The transcript has 4 exons.